Messenger RNA from Rattus norvegicus (Norway rat), 3567 nucleotides. The record is from RefSeq and is a predicted model, not a curated record. Lineage: Eukaryota; Metazoa; Chordata; Mammalia; Rodentia; Muridae.
GGAGGCCCUUGGGACCGAGCACAUCCAGGUGGCACAGGCUCCCUGUCCAGGAACACCAGCCGUCCUCCAGGAGCCUGCCUGAAACCUAGCUGGACAGGAAGCAAGGACUAUCUGAAGGUUUGUCCAAACAGUGGGAGCCCUGCCCGAGAUGAGAAGCCUGGCAGUAGCCAAACUUGUAACGAACUCACAGGCCUUAUGUGUAUGCAUGCAGUUUUGUGCUUACGGUUGGAGCACCACCUAACCCAGAGGUCCUUAAUAUACGGCUCUCAGAGAACAGAAGGGUGGUUAGUGGGGGUCUGAGAAGUUCCGCAUCAGCCCUGGGAAAUGAAAACCCAGACAGUUCUAGCUGCUCCUCACCCCUGGCUGCUACAUCGGGUGCCCGCCUGCCCGCCCACCUGCCUGCCACUCUGGAAUCCCAGCAGCUCCUGCAGCCUCCCUUCUUGCUGCCAUUCGAACAAGAGUCUUGGAAGUGAUGCUGGUGUUUCUCACACGCUGAGCCAGUCACGCACAUCACCGACAUCCACACUAGUCCUGUGAGACAGACGCACGCAAUAGUGCUUCGCUGUCUCUGCCUUACCUGCCUCUGUAAUUACCACGCAGUAAAAUCGACUCUUUUCUGGUGACUUCCGAUGAAAUAGAAGACCUGUUUAUGAAGUCAUAACCACCAUAUGGAUGAAGAACAGAUCCGGAACCCUAGUGAACUCUCAUGCUGUUACUUUGUAGUCCGGUGGUGUUAUUUUGAGUUAGGAAAUGCAGAUAGAAUACCCAAGAUCUGCCCUCCUGAGAGACUCGACAGCAUUGUUAGCUGUGGGCACAUGUCUGCAGCAGGUCUCCAGAAGGUUUGACAUCUACAGGAAGGUGCCCAAGGACCUCACGCAGCCAACAUAUACUGGUGCCAUUAUCUCCAUCUGCUGCUGCCUUUUCAUCCUCUUCCUCUUCUUGUCAGAGCUCACUGGAUUCAUCACGACAGAAGUGGUGAAUGAGCUCUACGUCGAUGACCCAGACAAGGACAGCGGAGGCAAAAUUGACGUCAGUCUCAACAUCAGUUUACCCAAUUUGCACUGUGAACUGGUCGGCCUUGAUAUCCAAGAUGAGAUGGGCAGACAUGAGGUGGGUCAUAUUGACAACUCCAUGAAGAUCCCACUGAACAACGGAGUCGGCUGUCGCUUCGAGGGCCAGUUCAGCAUCAACAAGGUCCCCGGCAACUUCCAUGUGUCCACGCACAGUGCCACAGCCCAGCCACAGAACCCGGACAUGACACACAUCAUCCACAAGCUUUCCUUUGGGGAUACACUACAGGUCCAGAAUGUUCAUGGAGCCUUCAAUGCUCUCGGGGGAGCAGACAGACUCACCUCCAACCCCCUGGCCUCCCACGAUUACAUCUUGAAGAUCGUGCCCACGGUGUAUGAGGACAAGAGUGGCAAGCAGCGCUACUCCUACCAGUACACCGUGGCCAACAAGGAGUACGUUGCCUACAGCCACACGGGCCGAAUUAUCCCCGCCAUCUGGUUCCGCUAUGACCUCAGCCCCAUCACAGUCAAGUACACAGAGAGAAGGCAACCGCUGUACAGGUUCAUCACCACAAUCUGUGCCAUCAUCGGCGGGACCUUCACUGUGGCCGGCAUUCUGGACUCCUGCAUCUUCACAGCCUCAGAAGCGUGGAAAAAGAUCCAGCUGGGCAAAAUUCACUGACAUCCUGCCCAGCCCAGUGACUGAGGACCAGGAACCCCGCUAGCCCUGCCUCCAGCGUCCUGUCUCCUUCUGUCUUCUCUGGCCCAGCGUGUAUGGGAGGAGGGGGUGAUGGUAAUGGGUGGCACCAGGUUCCGCAGCUACCUCUCUCCCCAUGUUUUAGAUAAAUUAACACUGCCUGGAGUCAUGGUGUCCCUUUCCCUGCAGAGCCCCAAGACCAGGGUCAGGCAUGGGGAGGUACUCCAAGGAUGCUGGUGACCUCUUGUGGGAAGGCUGUAGACUUUCCUCGGUUAGGGGAUAGCCUAGAGUCUAAACAGACAAGCUUUCAGACAGGCUUCGACAAUCUUUAAGCCCCACCAUUUGGACACGCUAACAGCUUAAUUUGUCUCCCCCCACCAAACUCCCCCUGGCAGCCAACCUGCUCUCUCAGCCUUGGGACCAGACUGCCCAAAGGUACUGCUGUUUGGCGCUUUCUACAUGGAAUGGUACUUGGUCAGGGAAGCCCGUGGACAUGGCGCUAUAGCUGGAACUUGCUUCUGCCUCAUUGCUUCAUGCCCAGCGUAGAGCCCAGGUCUUAUCUCUACCCCAACCCUGCCUUCCAUAGAGCAGAUGCCCAGUUGCUUGGCAGAAUGGUGGAGACUCAGAUUGGCCCACCGGUCCUGAGGCGGCUCACAGGUGUCCCUUCCUCUCUUGUCUUUGCUCUUCUGAAUCCCCCACCAAUGUGCCUCAGCUGCUGUGCUGUGCGGCAUUAGCAUUUCUUGGUGAAGGGACUGGUUCCCACUGCAAAGCUCCCCCCCACACACACACACACACACACACACACACACACACACACACACACACACGGUUACAUUCUGCAGUGCCAAGGGAUAGGACCAUGUGACUGGAAGGUCAUCCUCAGAAGACCGCAUAAGGCACAGUUUGUACAUUUCUGUUUAAACCAGAAGCAUCCUUUCCUGUGAACUACGGAUGAUUGUGUCUUGACAUCCACCUUUGGUCCCAAGGCCUUAGCUGGGGGAAUGAAGCAGGCCAGCUUCUUCUCUGUGCACCUCCACCCUGCAGGCUCUCAAAGGGUGCCCAGAGCUGGGACCCACUUGCUAUUGAGAUCCCCCCCCUUAGCUGAGCACAUGCUUAGCCCCAGGGGGCUCCAGUGUCUCUCCCACUUCCUCCUGAGGUAGAUCCCUUUUCCGUUCUCCACUCAUCCUUCCCUUUCUUUCCCAAAGGGAGGGGCAUUGGUCCAGGCAUGAAUUCCACGCGGGGAAUUUUAGCUAUGCUCUCCUGUCCAGAGAGAGCGAGCCGUGGGCCUGGGCUUCGUUUAUAUUGAGAUGUUUGCAUACUUUUGUAAUGAAGGGAGUCUCCAGUAGGGACUUUUGGGGUUUUGGGGUGUUUUUUUUUUUUUUUUUGGUUUGGUUUGGUUUGGUUUGGUUUUUUGUUUUUCUUAAAUAAUCUCAUAUGGGUAGCUGGAUUCUCUGCCAUUUGUAAUUUUUGCCUCUGAUUCCAAUUAGCAAAACUUCCCUUUUUAUAUGAGUUGACUUUUAUUGUGUAUGUAAAACUGCCCCUGAGUUAUUUCUGGUAUCUGGCCACUUGGCUAGAUUUAUCUUCUUUUAAACAUUCUGUUCCACGGUUUAAGAAACCAGUCCCUUCGGUGUGUGAAUCUGUCACCUGUGGAGGGUGGGCAGGGUGGGAUGGGGUGGAAACUAUGUGGCAUGCAUAUGAGUUGAGACCUCACUUUUGUGAGGACACAGGGGAUGUCAGUUUCCCAUGGAAGAGACGCCUCUGGCCUGUUGUUCUUGUAAAGGUAUUCUCAAGGGGACAUAUGUUUUGAGUCUUUCCCACUCACUGGAUUCAAUUAGAUAUUAAAAGGCUGCUUUUCAGAAA